ACGUGUUCUUCGAGCACCCCUCUCUGACACCCUUCUAUCUGCUUAUAGUCCAGGAAAAGUCCAUUUGAACCUGAAAGUUAAUCACGGAAGGUCGGCAAUAACAGCAUCUAAGAUGUAUGCCGUUUGCCUGUUUGUUUUCAUCGGCCUUGUUUUCCAAGCCCAGGCAGGCACAUGUCAGCUGUACAAGAAAGAGGGCGAUCAUUGCAACUCAUUUGAUGCCAUGAACGGCUACUGCAGCUGUGAACCCGGAACCUACUGUCAUACAUACCAGGAGGCGCUACCCACUGCACCAGCCACGCAUAUGUUGGUUCGUUCCAUGCUCCCGCCGAAACCAGGUUACCACUGGGUGUCCGAGUGCCAGAAGAAAAAUCCGUAGAAUUGUGACGAAGAACUAUGUUCAAGAAUUUUUACGGCACAACAAAGACUUCUGAAUAUACAAUUAUGAGGUUUUAAUGAAUACCCACACACUUCGCCUGUCUGUCUGUCUCUCUCUCUCUCUCACACACACGCACACACACUCACAAACAAAAUUGUGAAC
Messenger RNA from Aplysia californica (California sea hare), 538 nucleotides. RefSeq lists its product as uncharacterized. The record is from RefSeq and is a predicted model, not a curated record. Lineage: Eukaryota; Metazoa; Mollusca; Gastropoda; Aplysiida; Aplysiidae.